UCGGCCAGGCGACCCCAUAUAUAUAAUAGUCCUCGCACAAGAGCACAUCUUUCGAGCACUCUUCAGAAACAUUCUUUCGGAAACUCCGCUGAAAGGCAAGCAAUCACCAGAUAGUUUUUACAAGCAUAUGUUGCACCGUUUAAUCGAUGGAUCGUCUUACAUUUUCCCAGAAAGGGUCUAAAGGGAUCACACACUUCAAACAUGGACAGGAAUAAUGUUAUACCCGGCGGAUCUGAGUCAGACUCGCCACCUUGAGUCUGCACACGAAUCCCGUACCUGUCUCAAUAGGAAAGGAUGAUGCCACACAAGAUCGCACAAGCACUUCUGCGGAAACAAGCCUAAUUCCGAAGGUCAUAAUCGAUCCAUCAUGCGUAGUGGGAGUGGUAAGUGACCUGUAUUUCCUGUAACUCCGAGCAUCAGUCUAUGCGGUCACGAUUCUGACUUUUCAAGACUCCCUCGUGAGACAUGGCCAAGAAAGCAAUCGAAGAGGUUGAGAGGGAGUUUCCAGAUGACUUACCCUACAUCAUCACGUACGAGAAAAAAUAUCUAGAAAUUAAAUGUCAAGAAUGCAACGGCAGUCUCAGACUCGUGGGUGCAAAUAUCGCACAUGUCAGGGAACAUGCGUUUAGCAUCUUUCAUGGUGUCAAGGUAAACGAAGGCUGGAAUCGAAAGGCCUCAAGGAGGUCUUAGCUGGCGAGGUCGAGGUCCGGAAUGAUAACAUAAACAAAUCGGUAGUACCAAUCCCCGGGGUGGAAGCCCGGCAUCAGCGUAACUUACUGAAACAACAGCAAAAGGAGUUCUCACAACAAAACUUGUCGAAAGAUGGACCACUGGAAUCACUUGACGAUUUAGAUAGUGAGCGACAACCAUCGAAGCGCCAACGUCUCUCACCUGCUCUCCCAGUGGAAAAUCAUGAUCCUCAGUCUAGAAACAACCAAAUAGCUAUAUCAGUGGCUCAAGCGUCCAAACAAAGCGAAGUAUCUCCUGUUGUAUCUGAGACCUCUCUCCAUGAGGCUAUGGCCAGGUUAGCGAAUGUGGAAGGCAAGCUGGAGGAACAGAAGAACAUCAAUGAUAAUCUGGCCAACCUUCUGUUGAAUUUGGAGGCCAAGCUGGAGGGACAGAACGAAGUCACCGAGAAAUUGACACAAGUGUCCGCGAAUAUCGAAAACGAACUGAGGGUAGUCAAAACAGAGACUGAGGAUUUGGCGACAUGGUUAAGAAAUUCCGGGGGCUUGAUGGACGUGCACGGUGCCACUGAACUGCAACACCACAAGAGACAAAUCGAAAAUCUCGAACAGACAAUAUCCACAUAUCGUUCUGAUUUUAAUCAAUCCAUAGAAAUUCGAAGAAGUCAAAUUCGAGCCGCUGGGGACCGAAUUAUUCUAUCAGAUGCGUUCGCACAUGCGCUCAAAAGAGACUUAGACAAUUUAGCUCAUAGCACCACAAAUGGAAGAGCUAAUCAUGCUACAAAAUUAUACGAGAAGCUGAAAGAUUUUACUAGCCGAGUCAAGGAGCAGCACUUAUCACAACAUACAUUAGUUAUGAAAGCGGUCGAACAAAAGAUGUGUUCAAUCGAACCGAUUGUCAAAAGAGUUGAAAACAUGGAGAAGGGCCUUCAAGGAUCUCAAUCUCCCAAUUGCGAGAAGCAAUUUGCAGACUUGACGGUUCUUACUACAAACCUCGAUCAGAAGCUAGUAGAAUACGAUAAUAGAUAUGAGUCUCUAUCUCUCCAACAUUUGGAUACAUUUAGAAGCAUAAUAACUGCUUCUGCAUUCCUUCGAAAACGAGUUGCUACUUUGGAGAAUACACAGCUAUCAAAUAUGGCUAGCCAAGAAGCCAAGUUUGCAAGCUCAGGUGAACAAAGUGGUCCUAGCGACCACGAGAUUGACGUUUUUGGAACAUUUAAUGGAGUGAUGGAGCUGCGUGUGGCGAGCCUGGAGAGAAAUGAUAAGUAUUGUGAGAUAAUAGAGAUGAUGACGCGUGUCGCAGCUUUAAAAAGGUACAAUCGGAAACAAGAUUGGAAAAUUAUUGACUUGGAAAUGGCGAAUGAAAGGCUACAAAGACAAGUGGAAAUUUUGUUGCCACCCAUUGUAUGAGUAGCUGCGGGGUGCUGAAGGUCUGCGUUUCUAAUGUGCCUGUUCCUUGUCUUCUUUUACUUCCAGGCGUCCUGUUUGGGGAGCCAGCCAUGCCAGAAAUGACACUAUAUCAUCUCCUCUUCGAAUUGAUAUAUGACAAGUAUAGACAGAUACGAAUGCCAGCUUUCACUGUUUUGAGCUUGAAUUGGUCACAAUGCCACGAUCACUAUGUGAAAUGUGCCCGCUUGUUCUGAUAUAUACAUUCGGUUCAAGAUUCCUACCGGGGGCGCGAAUCGACGAUUAUUUAAGUAAGUAAAUUCUUACGAAGUAAGAUGUGGGAUUUUGCAUGCAAAGACUGCUUUGGACGCAUUGAAAUCUCUUCAGACGCAUCAGAACGUAUUGGUAUGAUAGGCCAUGCAUAAAAGUUUUAUAUGCAUGAGUCUGGUCGACGCCGGCUUCGGCGGGAACCUGAACCUAUUAGCUAGGAAAUGCAUGCUUCGUAGCUUGUGCUUACACUGAACUCUUUCGCGCUCUUUCCGAGUCAGUCCUUUCAGCGUACUGGUCUGCAAUUGGGUAUAAAAUCGCUUCACUUCAUCCCCUUUGAAGUUGCUAUCUCACUCUGCCAUCUCGUCAUAACCCCCUCGUAUUUUCUUUAA
Messenger RNA from Sclerotinia trifoliorum, 2731 nucleotides. Lineage: Eukaryota; Fungi; Ascomycota; Leotiomycetes; Helotiales; Sclerotiniaceae. The record is from the annotation of a GenBank genome assembly.